CAGACCACAGAGGGAGAGUCUGACACCAACAGCAGACAUGAGCUUCACCGUUGAGGAGAGGGGCAGGCCCAACACCCAGGAGUACAGGGUGUUUUUCAAGGACUCUGCAGGCAAAUACAUCUCUCCGUUCCACGACAUCCCCAUCUACGCCGAUGAAGCAGAGAAUAUUUUUCAUGCCGUCGUGGAGGUUCCAAGAUGGACAAAUGCAAAAAUGGAGAUUGCCACCAAAGAUCCCCUCAACCCACUGAAACAGGACAUAAAGAAGGGGAAUCUUCGUUAUGUCGCGAAUGUGUUUCCUCACAAAGGCUACAUCUGGAAUUAUGGAGCUAUUCCACAGACAUGGGAAGACCCCAACCACAAGGACGGCGACACAGGAUGCUGCGGAGACAAUGAUCCCAUUGACAUAUGUGACAUAGGAAAUAAGGUGUGCUCCCGAGGAGAAAUAAUCAGAGUGAAGGUGUUGGGAACUCUGGCUUUGAUUGACGAGGGAGAAACCGACUGGAAAGUCAUUGUGAUCAAUACCGAAGACCCAGAAGCCGCCGACUUUAACAAUAUUGAUGAUGUAAGACGACUUAAGCCGGGAUACCUGGAGGCAACUGUUGAUUGGUUCAAAAGAUACAAAGUCCCAGACGGGAAACCUGAAAACCAGUUCGCUUUCAACGGAGAGUUCAAGGACAGGGACUUUGCCAUCAAAACAGUCAAGAGCACCCAUGAGUUUUGGAAAGCACUGAUUUCUAAGGAUACUGAUGCCGGCGAGUUAAACUGCAUGAACACCAGUGUCUCAGACAGUCCGUUCUGCUGCUCUGCUGGGGAUGCAGAGGCUGUGGUUCAGUCUGCAUGUGCUUUUGGAGCUGAAGAUCCCAUUGCAAGUGCAGUGGACAAAUGGUUCUACUAUGAGAAGUAAGAAGAAAAUCCUGGGCAAAAACCUUCACUUCUUUCUUCCUUCGUCUGGUUUCAAUACAUAAGACAAAUGCAUGAACUGGAUGGGUUGGAUUUCUACUUUAGGCCACAUGUGCAUCUUUGCAUCUUGCAUCUUUGUUCCC
Molecule: messenger RNA, 1043 nt
Organism: Chelmon rostratus (copperband butterflyfish)
Lineage: Eukaryota; Metazoa; Chordata; Actinopteri; Chaetodontiformes; Chaetodontidae
Gene: ppa1a
Product: inorganic pyrophosphatase 1a
Exons: 11
Coding region: 38-904 (288 amino acids)
Biological process (GO): phosphate-containing compound metabolic process
Cellular component (GO): cytoplasm
Molecular function (GO): magnesium ion binding; inorganic diphosphate phosphatase activity
Source: RefSeq, a predicted model, not a curated record